Penaeus monodon (black tiger shrimp) is the source of this 8268-nucleotide messenger RNA. RefSeq lists its product as uncharacterized. The record is from RefSeq and is a predicted model, not a curated record. Gene Ontology annotation, molecular function: protein dimerization activity. NCBI's taxonomy places the organism in Eukaryota, Metazoa, Arthropoda, Malacostraca, Decapoda, Penaeidae.
ACAGUUUAGGCAGUGGGAAGCUGCUCGCAGGCAGCGCUUCAACAAGGGCCUGGAUAAGUUGCGUCUGGUGCUGCCCGAUUGCGAUCCCAAGACGAAGGUGGAGAUCAUUCACUCGGCCAUCGAAUACAUCCAGGAGAGCAAGGCGUUUAAGGAGAACGUGCUCGCGGGAAACGAAGCACAAGAGCUGAAGCGUGUCAUUCGGAGGUUAAGAAAGCAAGUGGAAAUCUUAAGGCAGAGGAAUGCCAUCCUAGUUAAGCUGUUGCAAGAAACGGGACUUCGCAUUGAGUCAGAUGCGUCAGGUAGAGAGAUUAUUUACACCACUCCUGGUACCUGUGUUCAGAGUAACUGCUCAAAUGCUUCAUGCAAGAAAGUGACCUGUGGGACCCGCAUACCCGUCUUGCUGGGUGACUUGUCUUCGGAGUGUAUUGAUGACUCACUGGAAGAAGAUGAUGCCGUAAAUUCCGUUGAUUUACAACCUAGAGAUCCAACCGAAAAGCUAGCAACUGUAAGUAGUAUCAGGACACAACAGCCAGUUUUUACAGAGCAAGGUACAGAGACACAAGAGAAUACAGAUGUCAGCGAUUCUCCAGAGGACAGCGGGAACAAGCAGGAAGGGAAGCAGCCGCCAGUUGAAAAUUCUCCAGAAAAUGCAUCCGAGGCCAGUCUUCCAGCAAGGGAUUCCUCCGACUACCAAGAUGAAGAUGUGGGUGUGUCAGUCCCUGCUGUCAGUGAUGAGGGAACAGCCCAAGCACUUGUGCCUCAGCAGGAGAGUGAGAGUGAAAGUCCCAGAAUUGCAUCUCAGUCAGAGAAUGCAGGGCCUGUAAGUGCCUUGUCACAUAAUUUUGUAAGUGCGCAGCUGACCAGUCUGUCUAUUGAAAGUGAAAAUGAACAUAUAUCUGUGUUGCCUCAGAACUGUGCAAGUGACUUGAAGUGUGAAAAGACAAAGGAAAAGAUACUUGUUGAAGAAGUCAGUAAGAAUGGGACAAUAACUGUGAGCAUUAUAGAGGAGGAAGGAACACAAACAGAGGAAGCCAGCAAUAAUGGGUCCAGUAAAUUAUCAAACAGGAAGCUGGAUGGUGAGGGAUCAGAUAAGACAAUGGGUACAGCAAAGGAGCUGUCCUUAGCAUCUUCUGAAACCUGCUUGGUUGUACAGGACAUGCAACAUGUUACAGUCCAUCCUGAAAUUCAGCCCCAGUCAAUUCCAGCUACACAGUCCGUUCCCGUGUCAGCAUCAAAUUUUUAUGGAAACCCAACGCAGAUGGUCACUAUUCAGGUUCAUGGGGGAGAGAAAGUACAAAACAAGGGUCAGAAAGUUGUCCUGCUGCAGUGUGGGAAUUCUGCUCCGGGUACAUUCCAGCUUGUCCCUCCAAUAGCUGAUAAUUCCCAGCUCACUUAUGUGACCCCUUCUCUCUCAGGGGUCCCUAUCAUGUCUACAGGUGUUCCCCCCUCAAUCCUGCAGACAGGGAAUCUUGUGAAGGUAGUCAAUUCACCUCCAGUUCUCCUCCUUCCUCCACAACCCAUGAUUUCUUCCCUGCCACAUGCUACUAAAUUAAAACCAAUUGCACCCAAACCUUGCUCUUGCAAGCCCAUUGCAUCCUCACAGACAAAGGAUGUUUCAGGUGGCAUUAUAGCAUCACUUCCCAAAAAUCAAGGACAAGUUUCACCUGUCAAGAGAGAUCCUCACACCCCCUCCAAGGCAUCUGCCAAAGUGAAACGUCCUCUUUCUUUAGAGAGGAACAAUGGCAAGGCAGCUAAGCGUAGUAAAGGGGAGUUUUCUGCAGAUUUGCCAACCAUAUCAAAGGUUCCUGCAGACAUUCAGUCUUUACAGUCAUCUAGUCUUAAUACAAAGACCGUAACUGUAAACCAGGUAGAGCUUGCCAGUGAAGAUGGUGAAGACUUGCAGGAGAUUUCAACGACCACCUUAACAGGUCUUGUUCAUUCAGCUGGUAUCAUGGACUGUGUGGGAGAGGAUGCCUUGGGGAACAUCAUGGAUAUUCCCGUUGAUAUGCCUUGUGUCAUGACAGAAAAUAUAAGAACCUCAGGGAUAGAGCCUAGCAAUCCCACAGAUGACCGCCUGGUAGAGAUGUUACGCUCAAUUGAUGAGAGUGAUCCACGCGCAUGUGAGUUUUCUCCUCCAUCCUCGCCUGUCAGUGGCACCAACCCAUUGGUUGAGCAGGGCAAAGGUCCAGAGGCGCAGGAUGAAACUGUUGAAGUUAGUACAGGAGAUGCUGAAAAUAAUAAGAUCUGUGAGGAAAAUCAAGCAAUAACUGCUAAGGGAAAUGAACCAAGCUCAGUAACUUUAGAAAAUCAGCAAGAUGUUGGAGCUGAAGAUGAAGAGUGCUCAGUGCCAACUAGUUCUUGCACAUCAGCAGAAAGUUCUGUUACUAGUAACUCCUAUAGUAUCACAGCUUUAUGCUUGUCAUCCAGGCCUCUGAAAGAACAGUCUUUAGUAAAAGAUUUUGGUAAAGCAUCUGUUUCGUCUUCAGCUCCAACUGUUCAGUCCUCAGAUGUUGAGUCAGUAGCUCAGAAGACUCCAGUGACUGUGUCUGCUGAAACCACAGAUCAUACCAGAGUCUCUACUCCACUAGUGCUUCCUAGCACAUCUGGCGAAUACUACCUAUCCAAAACACCUUUACCUUCACGUGAACACCUUCCAAAGGCUUCUUCUGCUCCUACCGUAUGUCAGUUGCCAUUACCGCCAGCAGCUGCCCUUCCUCCUCCAAACAUUUUCCUCAGAAACCCCUCUGUUCUUCCUUCUUCUUCUCAUUCCUUGUCUCUGCCACUUCCUCCCCUUCCACUGCCCCCUCUCCCUCCGCUCACAACAGAGCACCAUUCAGCUACACUCCUCUCCUCCCCAUCAGUUUCAUAUUCCAAUAUCAGUAUACCAGUAACCUCUACAUCUAGUUUGACAGUGUCCAACAUGGCCACGAGUUCAGUGACAUUUACUAAAACUUCAUUAAGUGAUCCAGUAUCCCCAGCUGUGAUCUCCCUACCUAAUUUAUUUACAGCUCCUUCAACAACUAUUUCACUUUCAAAUUAUCAUAUGCCAUCUCAGUCCCCAUCUUUUUCAUUUUCUCUGACAAUGCCUUCAUCGUCAUCUUGGACCUCGGUGACAAAUAAUGCAGCAUCAGCGAGUAGCAACACCAGUAGUACCUCAACACCAACAGUAUCUUCUCUAUUUCCUUCUUCCUUAUUACAUUCAUUAUCUACCAGUGACACAUACAACUCAGGAGACAUGUUGGUAAUAUCUAAGGACUCGUCCAAAGACCUACAAGCAUCUGUUGCAUCAUCAACUGUGCAGUCACAUGGUUCAGAUACUGUGGAUGCUACUUCAGGUGCACAUGAAAGUAAGGAACAAAGAACAGUGCAUGUUACCUCAUCAUCCACCUUAAUAUCUUCAACUUUGUCCACCUCUGUCACAGAUGUCAUUCUAACUCCAAGUUCUACUACUCCUGUAGUGAAUGUUUCUUUACCAGAGUCUCUAGUAAUGCCAACUAGCCAAUCAACCAUAGUGCAGUCACCUGCAUUUAGCUUAAUGUCCAGUUUAUCUUCUGUACCACAACUUAUUACAACUACAGCAACAAAAUCUUCUGUAGUAAGUACCUCUCAUUCAUCAUCCAUAUCAAAUGUAGAGACUGAUUUUGUCUCUGCAUCCAGUCAACCAUUUUCAACUGUGAUAACUAGUAAGCAUCCUGUUGAAUCUAUAAAGAAUCAGUCUUCAAACAUAACAUUAGGAAAAGAACAUUGUAUUGGCCCUCCCUUGUUUUUAUCAUCUACUCCUUCAGCUACUGCUAGUAAGCUAGAUCUGUCUCUCCCACACCCAUUAAGGCUGUUAUCAUCUACUCAUACCAGCAUACCGUCUACCACCAAUGGCCCUCUUGAUAACGUUUCCCUUCCUGUUACCCUGUUCACUUCCAACUCUUAUAAGAGAAACAGCAGUAUUACGCAAAGCCCUCCAAUUUUAUCUCAUUCUCCACUCUCUCACUUGCCUGCAGUCUCCUCCCUUGCACAAACGGCCAUGCCUCCAUCUACAACUGGCAGCAUAUUUAGCACCAGUGGGACACAAACUCUUUUCCCAUCAAAGCUGAUUCUCCUUGCAGAAAAUGAGGACACGAAUGCUCAUCUGUCUAAACCCUCAACAAGUGAGCAACUGUUAUGUAAGGAUUCUAAUUCAGAGAUACCAGCAGUAUCAGGAAACAUAGAAGGCAUAAGUUCCGUAUCUUUAAUGGAUCUGACCUUACCCACAAGUCAGGAAGAUGUGCAGGUUUCAGUCCACUCAAAAGUAAAAUCGGCAGAGACUGAAAAGCCUCAUAGAAAUGAUCAGAACUUUUCUUUAAAGACUGUGAACUCAAACCCUGCUUCAUCAGUACCCUCCACCACAACAACAACCUCUGAGGUUGAGAAAAUGCAAAAGUCAAGCCAGCCAAAACAAGCACCAACAGCUGACUUCCCAGUGAAUAACAACAACAAAAUUAGUCCUGUUGACCUUACUCCACUUUCUGCUGCUGCAACCUCUCAGCCUGUACCUGCAGUUUCAACCACUCAACCAAUUUCUUCUGAUACAACCUCCGUACCAGUAGCAUCGCAGACCCCCAUUCAAAGUCAGAGUUUGUCUGCACAUGCUAAUGAACCUCGGCCCAAAGCGAGUGACAAAUCACAAAGAAUAAGUGAUGACACUGCAGUUUCUCAGCACCACCAUCAUAAAUUGAGUGCUAUAUCUGCUUCUUCCUCUUCAUCAGUACCUAGAGUGAGCAAGCCAAGUUCAACAAGAGACCAUAGAGAGGGACAUGAGGGCACAGCGACACAGAUGCCUGGUGCACAUAAAAUAGUUCAAGACAGAGACAAAAUACCUUGUGUUUCAGUUCAAGAAAUAGAAGAAAGACCUCAGUUAAAAUCCAAGUCUGAGGAUAAAUCUGACGGUGGAGUGUCCAGAUUAUCAGACUCUCAACAGUACAUAUGUAUUGAAGUAAGCAAAUGUAGUGAUAAUGUACGACAAAUGGAAAAUGAUAGACAGUCAGAACACGCACCGACAAGGGAGCAGAGUAGCAAGAAAGCUAGUGUAUCGGCAAUGAGUCUCAUACACAUCGGUCGACAGGAAAAGCAACAGCACACUUCUUCACAUUUAGUCGACAUCUCCCAUUCCCGACCAGUAGCCACUCAGGAGGCACCACUCAAUCGCUCUGCAGAUACUCUCACGGUUCCCUCUUCUUUAGUUCCCCCUUCCCUCCCUUCUUCUUCCUCUAUCCACAGAGUGACACACCACCAGUCAUCCACCAAAGAUCAGCAACAGAGUCCUCAGAUAUCCAGUAAUGGUGUGCACAACUCUCAAAGGAAAACAGAUCAUAUCGUCACCAGUCCCCAGCCUGAAAAAUUGGUCCAGCAAGUUCAGCACAUGCCCACACCUAAGUCUCACCCAGCUCAGCAACUCAUCCAAGGAGGCCAUUGGGAUGCAGAGAUCACCAGCCAGUGUGCAUGCGGUCCCAUCACAGCCCCAUUCGCAGCAGCAUCAACAGCAGCAGUCGCUUGCAAAGUACCAGUCCAGUCAGAAACAGGGACAGCAGCCCCAGCCUCCGCCUCAGCAGCAACAAGCCAAUCCUUCAUCGGCUACGAAUAAUACUCAGCAGCAGCAUUCCCAGCGACAGCAGCAUCAGCACCAAGCUCACCACCCUUCGCAACAGCACACAGCUACUAACUUAAAUCAGCCACACCUCAAUCAGGCAGCCUUACAAAAGCACCAGCAGUCACAAACACAGCAUCUCACACAGCAGCAACAACACCAACAACAGCAGAAUUCUAUAGUUCAACAGCAGGUGCCUGGACAUUCAUUACUGGGCCACAACACCAACAUUGUGGCUGGUGUUGCAGGGGCCGUCGUAGGCGAUGUCAGCGAUGUCCUAGGGGACAAGGGUACCCCAGGCCAGGUCCCAGGUGCAGCCAUGCAGGCCAGCCAUCAGCCUGGAAUGGUUACCAUGCCAUAUCAUCCCCCAAUGGUCACAGCACCAAGCUACAUGCAGCCUCCUACCUAUGACUAUAAUGCCUAUUGUCGGAAGGCCCCACACUCACCUCGUUCAGAAGGCCGGCACCAGUGCUACGGCUAUGGCAAGCAGCACCAAUAUCAGCAUGGGGAUCUCCUUCCUCCAGAUGCCACGAUGAUGCCUGACCCAAGACUGGCUCACAAUCCACCCAUGCCCAUGACUGGGCCUUUCCUGGAAACAACCGAAGAGCCGCCUCCCAUGCGCCCGGAACCGGCAUCGGAACAUGUUAGGUAUUUCUCUGUGAGUCAUUUAGUCAGUCAUUCAAAUGAGCCAAGAAAAGCAUCCAUAAGUGGUCAGCAGAAAGAUGGAUCAGCAUCCCACACGGAGGACAAAUCCAAGGACUCGACAAGGACGAAAUCAGGCAGCAGGAAGUCUGAGAGUAAGUCCCGAGGGGCAGGAGGAACCAAGAGUAGUUCUCAAGGUGACUCUCAUUCCAGGAGAAGGAGCCCAGCAAGAGGGUCUCAACAAGGGAAUAGUGGUUCAGUGGCUCCUGCAAUGUGGAGCAACAAAUCCUCCACUGUGCACAAACAGGGACAUAACUAUUCAGCAGAAGCUCUCUUAAGCACUCAAAAUUAUGGCAGGCCAACGCACAGGCCACCUGCAAACCAAAAUUACCCAAUCAUGGCUCCUAAUCAGAUGUACCAAAGCAAUUAUUCCCCACAGCAGAUGAAGAAUUUUGUUCCCAAUACCUCUUUUGGAUAUACAAGCCACGAUCGGAGUGGUCAGAGUGGUUGCAACCCAGAUUACAACUUCCAGUUGCAUACCCAGGCUUCAGGUUCCUUAGCAUAUGGAAGCAAUAUGGCAUACAUGCCUACAGGAUACCCGUAUCAAAAUUUACCUCCCUCAUCAUCCUCUAUGUUGUCUGGUGAUAUCAUGGCACCACCGCACCCAGCAGGCCCUUAUCCUCGCUUCCAUGAGUUCCCAACAGACCAAAGCAACUUUCCACCAAACCCAACAUUUCCAUUACCUCUUGAUCCCCAAGAUGUGUGCAGUGGAGGAGGGCUCAUGGGAGCAGCUAGUAGUGCAAUGGCUGUGCGAGCACCUCACUCUGACAUGCAGCUUGUACCCUCCUCAUCAGUUUCUUCUACAGUGGCGUAUUCAAGAUCCAAUUCAAAUCGAAGCAGUGGGAACAUAGGAGUGAGUUCAAGUGUUGGAGGUAGUAUCAGUAGUAGUAACCACACGAUAGGAAGCAGUACUGGAGUGAGCACUAAGAGACCUCGCUAUGGAGAAUCCAACAUGGUGAGUAGUGGGAUGGGAGGAUCUGCAAAUCUCUUGGAAGGUGGGGCACUGGCUCACAUUCCUCUUCAUUCCUUUACACCUCCUUGUGAUGAUCCAACAUUGGUUCAUUCAAAUUUGUUCCCAGGGACUGCACCCAGGCACCAGAGCAAUUUCCUCUUGGGUCCUGAUAACCUCAUGCCAAUCAAUACCGCUCAGUACCCAGGGACUAGUAGUGGCACAGGGUCAGGAGGGACAGGUCAACUGGGGGCAGGUGGAGUGGCAGGUCCCCCAGGCACCCGUGCAGGUUCAUCUGUUGUGCUGCCACCUGGUGCACCACCAGGGCAUGUUCCCUUCAGCCCCUUGCGCGUGAUGGACAGACAGCAGGUCAACAUGGCGCCUCCCACAGCUCCACACCUUUCCUCGUCAUUGUCAAACUUCAAUCUGACAAGCAUCAUCCCAGAGAUUGAUGGAAAGGGAGGAGAAAACAAUGGAGGAAUGGGUUCUACAUCUCGUGGAACUGCCAUAGGUAACAAUGAAGUUCUUGGUGCGGCUAUCCCAGGCCAAGCACGGUUGCCUCCAAUGCCCUCUUCUCUGUUGCCUCCAGCAGAACCUCUCAAGGGGUUACCAACUGAUGCAAACAGACUCCCUCCUCCAGUUCUGAACAAUUCCAUGAACAACAUAUUCACACACACCCCACAUCAUCAGGUUGGACUUGGCCUGAACAGUUCUUUGCCUCUGCCUCCAACAACUUUCUCUGGCAUCAACUUCCCGACACCCGACCACUAACCGACAUUAUAACGACAGCAAUAGACAAACUGGUACGUUAGUAUUCCUUUGAAUAAAGUGCCAAGGUGAUUCAGGAGUGAGCUUUGUAAAUGUGUAUGUAGAUGUGGAUAUAUGAUAGAUAUAUAGGAACAUUUAAUCAAUGUUGUUUAAAGGAGAGUAGGCAGACAAGACAGGAAAUUAUAAAUGUAAUGAUUUCUCUUCAAAAAAAAAAAAAAAAUUGAAGUGGACU